AAGAAUAAUUUGGUCAACAUUCAGAGAACAUCUGGAACAACAACAUUCAGCCAGUGAAGGUAAUCAGCUGAUCAGUUCUUCACAGGAAAAUGGCCGUCAGCUCACCGAGAGACAAGUAUCGGGGCGUCUGGCUGAUCUUCUUCAUGCUCGGUUUGGGAACGUUGCUUCCCUGGAACUUCUUCAUGACUGCAACCAUGUAUUUCACCAGCCGUCUGAAGGACUCCUCAUUGGUCAGUUCUUCAGCCAAUGAGACAAAGGCAGGUGAGCAGCGCAGCGCCUUGGAGGCAAAAUUCAACAAUGUGAUGACGCUGUGCGCCAUGCUGCCACUGCUCAUCUGCACCUGCCUCACUUCCUUCCUACACUCACUGAUCCCCCAGAAGCUGCGUGUGAUGGGCAGUCUGCUCAUCAUUAUGAUCGUCUUCAUGGUCACUGCCGUUCUCGUCAAAGUUCCUCUGGAACCGCUUCCCUUCUUCUCCGUUACCAUGGUGAAGAUCAUCAUCAUCAACUCGUUCGGGGCUGUGCUGCAGGGAAGUCUCUUCGGGAUGGCCGGCUUGCUUCCAGCUUCGUACACGACUCCCAUCAUGAGCGGUCAGGGACUCGCUGGAACGUUUGCAGCCUUCGCCAUGAUCUGCGCCAUCGCAAGCGGUUCAGAGAUGCAGGACGCUGCGUUUGGUUAUUUCAUCACCGCCUGUGUUGUUAUUUUUUUGUCCAUCCUGUCCUACGUCAUGCUUCCUAAACUGGAGUUUUUCCAGUUUUAUCAGGAGAGACAGAAGAAGCAGAGAUCAGAGGAGGAGAACACUUUCAGCCUGACCAACAAAGCAGGAGGAGAUGAAGCCGGCGAGCAGAACGAACAUCAGAACGUCUCCAUGAUAGAAAUCUUUAAGAAGGUCUGGCUGUUGGCUCUCAGCGUCUGCUUCACCUUCACCGUGACCAUCGGCACGUUUCCCGCCAUCACUGCUGACACUAAAUCCACCAUCGCUGCCGGAGGCUCCUGGGACAGGUACUUCGUCCCAGUCAGCUGCUUCCUGCUCUUUAACCUGUGUGACUGGGGGGGGCGGAGCCUGACGGCAGUCUGCACAUGGCCGGGGCAGGACAGCCGGCUGCUGCCGUCGGCCAUCGUGGCUCGCCUCGUCUUCCCGCCGCUCUUCAUGCUCUGUAACGUCCAGCCGCGUCUCAACCUUCCCGUCUUCUUCCAGCACGACGGCGUCUUCAUCGUCCUCAUGGUUCUCUUCGCCUUCAGCAAUGGAUACCUGGCGUCUCUGUGCAUGUGCUUCGGCCCAAAGAAGGUUCUUCCUCAUGAAGCAGAAACAGCCGGAGCCAUCAUGGCCUUCUUCCUGUCGCUGGGGCUGGCACUGGGAGCGGCGCUGUCCUUCCUGCUCAGAGCACUGGUUUAACUGGUUUAACUGGAACAUAACCAUUUACUACUGGUUUAAAUUACUACUACUGGUUUAACU
Scomber japonicus (chub mackerel) is the source of this 1454-nucleotide messenger RNA. Its product is annotated as equilibrative nucleoside transporter 1-like. Gene Ontology annotation, molecular function: nucleoside transmembrane transporter activity. The transcript is spliced from 14 exons. Gene Ontology annotation, biological process: uridine transmembrane transport; nucleoside transmembrane transport. The record is from RefSeq and is a predicted model, not a curated record. Gene Ontology annotation, cellular component: plasma membrane. NCBI's taxonomy places the organism in Eukaryota, Metazoa, Chordata, Actinopteri, Scombriformes, Scombridae. Bases 90 to 1394 code for a protein of 434 amino acids.